CCUCCGUCAGUUGAUCCUCCAUAUUUUUCGCAAAGUCCAGCUAACAAGCCAGCAGCGGUUUUCGAAGCCGAGUUGUUCUUUAUUUCCGGAUUUAUUGCGUGUGUAUUCUGUUGUGUUGUUUCCGUUUUUUGCGGUUGUUCCGGGGGUUCUUAAUUUGUAAUCAUUGGUCAAUAUUUAGUGUGGCGUUGCCGCGGCGAUUAAGUAGUUUUCCGUUUUGCUGUUGCUCGACGGUGGGGCUGAAAUUUUUCUCGAUUAAUCAUACUUGCGCGACUGCGAGUGAGUGUGGCUGUGUGUAUUGCUCAUACGUGCUACAUACGACAUACGGUACGAACGGAAUAGCAGCUCACUGUGGGGGAACCGGAGCCGGUGGAAGAAGCAGAAAAAAAAAGUCAGAAAAUUGCUCGUCGGGAGGAAGUGAACUUCCAAAUCGAACGGUUCUGCUGAGCUCGUGUGUGAGCCGUGUGUGUAAAUCGGGCGUAAAGUGCAAGCAAUCAUGUCUGAGAAAGAAGCUGUCGAUCAUGUCGAGGGUGAGGAGCACGAUGCCAACUACCAGCCUCCCCCGCAGAAGACCAUCGAGGAAAUCAUGGCAGCCGACGCAGAGGACGAAAGCUUACGAAAGUACAAAGAAGCCCUGCUAGGGGAAGCUCAAUCCGAGAAGAUUAUUUUCGACGACUCGGACCCACGGAAGGUUAUUGUGAAAAAACUCUCUCUUCUGGUGGCUGAUCGCGAUCCCAUGGAACUGGACCUGUCCGGCGAUAUUUCCAAGCUGAAAAAGAAUGUCUUCGUGAUUAAGGAAGGCAUCCAGUAUAAGAUUCGCAUCGAUUUCGUUGUGCAGAGGGAAAUUGUUCAUGGGCUGAAAUACGUCCAGAAAACCUACAGGAUGGGAGUGCCCGUGGACAAAUUGACUCAGAUGGUCGGCUCGUACCCGCCGAAGAAGGAAAUCCAAAGCUACACCACCCCGUUCGAGGAGGCCCCCUCGGGAAUGAUGGCCCGCGGUACCUACUCGGUGUCGUCUCUCUUCACCGACGACGACAAGAACGAGCACCUCAAGUGGGAAUGGAGUUUCGAGAUUAAAAAAGACUGGCAGUAAAGAAUUUAUUAAAAUCUUAAGAUGCUUAAACAAACAAGAACAACAAUCGCUCUGCAUCAAAUAAUCACGUUUAUAUAUAUACAUACAUACUAUGCAUAUACAGAAGAAAAAUAAGGGUUAGAGGAGCUGACAGUAUGUCAGCUUUCGAUCGGGUUCAGUAGAAGAUUCGCGCGUGCACUCCUCCGGAUAGGUGUGCCCUGCCGGACGAACAUGAAACAAAAUGGGAGAUUACAUGAGAAGAAAACAUAAGAAUAAGGUCUUCGUGAAGGAGUUUUAUCGCUUUAAAAUGUAGCCAGAUACAUAUUAUUUCAUUUUUAAAGUUUAUUAUCCUAUAAUAGGCAAAGCAAGGUGAAAACAGCAGUGAAAAGGUGCAGAACGUUCAAGGUGUUGAAUGAACAAAAACAAGUAAUUAAGCGAGAAGAAAAUGUUGCCGUUUCCAAAGUUCGUGUUGUACUAAUUUGCUUGUGAGCGUCGGUAAUCUGGAAGAACAAACAAGAACGAGAACAAGUCAACGGGGUUAAAUGUGAUGCUUUAGCAGCCACGGUAUUAUAACUAUAUGGUAUUAUCGUUUUCCUUCUACUGAGCGUUAUAAAACAAUUCUCGGUGGAUUUCGUGAUUAAGAAACAUUUUCCAAUUUCUAAUGUAUUCAACUUUAUCGCAGUUGAUAACAUAGAGACAGAAAUACUGCAUUUUCCCUUUGCGUCGUUGCUCGUUUCCAUUUCUGUGCGCUGUAGUAUCAUUUCACUAGCAGUGUAUGAUUGUGCUGCCAAACGAGAAAAAGUAUGUGCUUCAAAAAGCAAUAAAACCGUAAAAAUACUAUCCUGCUAACCUAUGCGAAUGGAAGAAAACAAAGAAAGUAUAUCCAAAAGUGCUACCUUUUUAUAAUAAGAUUAAGAAUUAAAUCGAGAGCAAACAAUAAAAUCCUAGCUGCGACAAACAAGUGCAUAAAUGUGUAAGCAUAAGAACCAAUAAAAAUGACCUUUUUACACCAUUACCUAGCAAGAUAGGAAACGUCGAAGGUAAAAUAAAAGAACAAUUAGUAAUGAUUUUUCAUAUUUCUCAAACCAGAUAGGAUUUGUUGCAAUCUUUGCGCUUUGUAGGUGAGUAUAUUGCGAAUUAUUUUGACUUACAAUGUUUACAAUCAAUAGUUUUGCGUGAAAACCUAGCUGCAGUAUCGCCAAGCCAGGAUUUGCAUUUACACGGCAGUAUACUUUUUUUUCUCGAUUACUACUUAAACGGUUAGCUUUCUAAAUUAGCUUCGUAAAUUUUGUUUUGUAAAUCAAAAUAGUCAGUACGUGUUUAAGUUGGUCGAACCUAGAAAUCCGCAUAAUACACGCAUUUAAAAACAGGAAUUCAUAAGUUCAAGAAAAGUAACUGGUCAACAAAAAUCAAUAACCCUAUUUACAACCAACCGAUUAGCCAUAUAUACCUAGGAGAAUGAACAAAUGAAAUAAACCCGCAGAACCCGAACCGAUUAAUGCAGAUAAUAAAACCAGUAGCGCCAAGAUUAUAGCAUUGAAAAUAAACAAAACAAACUACAGUCAGUUUUGUGCUCAACUUGUUCAAACAAACAAUAA
Ochlerotatus camptorhynchus is the source of this 2667-nucleotide messenger RNA. It is a transcript of the gene RhoGDI, whose product is annotated as rho GDP-dissociation inhibitor. NCBI's taxonomy places the organism in Eukaryota, Metazoa, Arthropoda, Insecta, Diptera, Culicidae. Gene Ontology annotation, biological process: Rho protein signal transduction. The coding region runs from base 494 to 1090 and encodes 198 amino acids. Gene Ontology annotation, molecular function: Rho GDP-dissociation inhibitor activity; protein binding. The record is from RefSeq and is a predicted model, not a curated record. Gene Ontology annotation, cellular component: cytosol; membrane; cytoplasm. The transcript has 5 exons.